UCCAAUAUGGCGGACAUACAAAAUAACGUUAAAUGCAAAAUCAACUAUAAAAUUGAUAUUGAUCUAAGAAAACGUAUUUGUGAGAAUGCAUUGCAAAACGGAGAAGAUAUUUUGGGCAUUUUAAUUGGAGAUGGAAAUGAAGAGUUCGGUUACGUUGUGGGCUGUGUAAGAAGCUAUCAAAAUGCGAUAUUAUCAUGCGAAGGAAAGUCUUUUGCUAAACUAGACUGGGUUAAAGAAUUAUCUGAAAUAUGUACGUUGAUGCCAACAGGAAUGAAAAUUUGUGGUGUGUGUAUUGUGUCCAAUUUGGUUUUUUCUUCAAUUAAAGAACUAUAUUCUGAUGUGCAACUCUGUAAGCAUGAGAUAUUUUUUGAGCAACAGUUAGUGUGGAGGAUACAACCAGAAAUGGAGUUUAAAGAAAAGGAAGCAUUAGUAUAUUAUCUUUCAUCAAAUGUUGUUGAAGAAACACCAAUCAUGUUUGAUAAUAUUUACAAUGAAUUUCUAUCAACGCAUCUUACUUUACGUUUAUAUCACCCAAUUAAAAUAAUGUGUGAGAAACCAAUGAUGGUAUAGUUUUGAAUUUAACAAAGAAAGCGACUCACUUCUGUAGUAAAUUAAACAAUGCAACAUUUUAUCUCCACGAGUGUCAAAUGUUACUAAGUGAUGAUGUAACAAGUGAGAGUUGCAGUUGUCUGCUUGAGGGAGUAUGAAAUGUAAUCAAAGUUACAAGAGAAAACAAAAGGAUGUAUUGAAUGUGGAGAUUGUUCAACCAUUGUCAAAAAAUAACAUUUUAAAGAAUCAUUCCCCAGUUAUAUGUUAUCAAAAAGAUGAGAAAAAUUAUCAAACAUUUAAGAUUGUUGCGGACGUCAUUGUCAUGGUUGAUUUAAACAAAAGUUUAUCGGCUCUCAGACAUUUAUUGAUCCGUGGACUAAAAGAUCAAAUACAAGCUAUUUUAUCGUGCGUUGAUAGAUUUUCGGAAGAUUCUGACUUCUGCAUUCCGAAAAUAUUCCAUUUUCAAACGCCAGCAUCACCUUGUCUGUCAACUUGUUUAUACCCAUGGAAAAAAUGCAACGGAGAAAUUGUUGAUGUUUCUAGUUAUGAAAACGAAAGGAAAAGUGUUCUGAAGAAAUUAUUUCUUUCCAUACGACGACCAUUUGUACAUCCAAAUAAUGUGUACAGAUUUCAAAACAGUCCAAAAGUUUCCCCCUACUUGUUGAGUCCUCAUUUACAGCUUUCAAGUCCUACAGGUGAUGACUCAUACAUUGCGGUUGUUCAAGGAAACUAUUCUUAUCAUCAUUACAUGCAGGAUAAUUUUGACGACAAUAAAUGGGGAUGUGCUUAUCGUUCUUUUCAAACCAUCUUUUCCUGGUUUCGUCAUCAAGGCUAUACAGAGACCUCGGUACCAGAUCAUCGCUCAAUACAAGAAGCUCUGGUCAAACUUGGCGACAAACCUAAAUCUUUUAUUGGUUCUAAGAAAUGGAUUGGAUCAUUCGAAGUUAAUCUUUGCUUGGAUUACUUUUUGAACGUUAGCUCCAAAAUAAUGACCGUUAACACUGGUGCCGAGUUAGCUGGCAAAGGAAGGGAAUUAAUACGUCAUUUUGAAACUCAGGGAACCCCAGUAAUGAUUGGUGGUGGUGUACUUGCUCAUACAAUCGUUGGUGUUUGUUUUAAUGAUAAAACUGGAAUAAUUAAAUUUCUAAUCGUCGAUCCUCAUUACACAGGCGGAGAAGAUAUAAAUAUAAUUAUUGAUAAGGGUUGGUGUGGCUGGAAAAGUGAUAAGUUUUGGAAUCAACAAGCUCACUACAAUCUUUGUAUGCCACAAAGACCAGAAAAAGUAUAAACCACCAAACUGACUCCUGUUGACUUAAAAACGUUUGGUAGUUAUCAAAUAUACAGGGCCAAAUAUAAUAUAAAUAAAAUACUAACACUACACUAAAUAUAUACUUUUCAAUAGUUUAUUAAUUACAUAUUGUUCAGUUCCUUUCAUUAGGUUUCAAUUAAAAACAUAAUUAAUUUA
This is a messenger RNA of Xenia sp. Carnegie-2017, 2014 nucleotides long. Its product is annotated as ufm1-specific protease 2-like. Bases 704 to 1837 code for a protein of 377 amino acids. Lineage: Eukaryota; Metazoa; Cnidaria; Anthozoa; Malacalcyonacea; Xeniidae. The record is from RefSeq and is a predicted model, not a curated record. The transcript is spliced from 15 exons.